Trichechus manatus latirostris (Florida manatee) is the source of this 1432-nucleotide messenger RNA. It is a transcript of the gene CNN1, whose product is annotated as calponin 1. The record is from RefSeq and is a predicted model, not a curated record. The coding region runs from base 71 to 964 and encodes 297 amino acids. The transcript is spliced from 7 exons. Gene Ontology annotation, molecular function: actin filament binding. Lineage: Eukaryota; Metazoa; Chordata; Mammalia; Sirenia; Trichechidae. Gene Ontology annotation, biological process: actomyosin structure organization; actin filament organization. Gene Ontology annotation, cellular component: focal adhesion; actin cytoskeleton.
CGGAGCUUCAGCUGCCGCCGCAGUCCUUGCCAUCAGUGUCCCCUCCGCCCAUCAGAGCCCACCGGCCAGCAUGUCCUCUGCUCACUUCAACCGAGGCCCUGCCUACGGGCUGUCAGCCGAAGUCAAGAACAAGCUGGCCCAGAAGUACGACCACCAGCGGGAGCAGGAGCUGCGUGCUUGGAUCGAGGGGGUGACAGGACGUCGCAUUGGUAACAACUUUAUGGACGGCCUCAAAGAUGGCAUCAUUCUUUGCGAGUUCAUCAAUAAGCUCCAGCCAGGCUCUGUGAAGAAGGUAAAUGAGUCAACCCAAAAUUGGCACCAGCUGGAGAACAUCGGCAACUUCAUCAAGGCCAUCACCAAGUAUGGGGUGAAGCCCCACGACAUCUUUGAGGCCAAUGACCUGUUUGAGAACACUAACCAUACCCAAGUACAGUCCACCCUCCUGGCCCUGGCAAGCAUGGCCAAGACGAAAGGAAACAAGGUGGAUGUGGGGGUGAAAUAUGCAGACAAGCAGGAACGGAAAUUUGAACCGGAGAAGCUAAGAGAAGGGCGGAACAUCAUUGGGCUGCAGAUGGGCACCAACAAGUUUGCCAGCCAGCAGGGCAUGACAGCCUACGGCACUCGGCGCCACCUCUAUGACCCCAAGCUGGGCACGGACCAACCCCUGGACCAGGCCACCAUCAGCCUACAGAUGGGCACCAACAAGGGAGCCAGCCAGGCUGGCAUGACCGCGCCCGGGACCAAGCGGCAGAUCUUUGAGCCGGCACUGGGCAUGGAGCACUGCGACACGCUCAACGUCAGCCUGCAGAUGGGCAGCAACAAGGGGGCCUCGCAGCGGGGCAUGACAGUGUACGGGCUGCCACGCCAGGUCUAUGACCCCAAGUACUGCCUGACGUCUGACUACCUGGAGUUCGGAGAGCCCGCCCACAACCAGCACCCGCACAACUACUAUAACUCGGCCUAGGGGCUGGAGGCUGCCUGCUGCUCUCGGCCGGACCCAGCCAGGCCCAGCCGACCCUCGUCCCCUGCAUGGCGUCCUCCAGCCCCCUGGCACCUGCCUACAGGGUUAGAGUUUGGGGAGAGCAGACUGGGGGGUCUGUGGGAAGAAAGGGGGCACUGCAGGGUCCAAAAUAGAGCCAGGUGUUCCCAACAGCAUCCCAAAGGAUGCACUGAGCAAGGCUAUUCCGGCUGUCCCCCGACUCCCUCAUAGGUGGGUGCCCCCAGGACAAGAAGCCCCCCAAGCAAAGCCCCCAGAGCCCAGGCUUGGCCUGCCCCCACCCCAUUCCCACAGGGGAGCAAACUGCAUGCCCAGAGACUCAGCGGACACACGCGGUUUGGUUUGCAGCGACUGGCGUAUGUGAACGUGACAGCGGCGUUUGUAACGCGAGCACUUUUUCUAUUUCACUGGAGCACAAUAAAUGGCUGUAAAAUC